Messenger RNA from Procambarus clarkii (red swamp crayfish), 2611 nucleotides. NCBI's taxonomy places the organism in Eukaryota, Metazoa, Arthropoda, Malacostraca, Decapoda, Cambaridae. The record is from RefSeq and is a predicted model, not a curated record.
CGAGUGUUGGAGCCUGCAGACAGGGCUCGUCCGCCGCGCCGAGCACAUCUCUCCACUAUGAGACCCAAGGUAGCGGUGUUGGUGUUGGUGGCGGCGGUGGCAUGGGUGGCCCAGGCGGCUGUGGCCACCACGGCAGAUGACACAGAGGUGCCAGUAGCCACCAAAGCAGACACAGAGGUGCCAGUGGCCAUCGAAGCAGACGACACAGAGGUGACAGUGGCCACCAAGGCAGAUGAAACAAAUGCAACAGAGGCCACCGAAGCAGACAAAUCCGAGACGGCGGGAGAGUCCCCGGAGGAGGAAGAGACGAAACGAGACAAGAGGCAGUUCUUCCCAUUCUUUUACCCUUCGUGGGAGGGGCCUGCUCCAUACUGGAGCGACCCCCGUGCUUUCUGGCCCAGUCGAGGAUUUAGUGGAAGGUUCCGCGGAGAUCUGGCAUCGGCUCCUUCUGAACCUUCUGCCCGACUUCCUGAUAUUGUGGACACAUCGCCUAAUUCUCCAGUCAGCCUUUCCAGGCCUGGUCAAUACGCUCCUGGAUGGAACCUACGAGAUUUCUACCAGUAUUACUACCCACACCGCCCUUACUCUUUCCCAGUACCUUACUAUGCCCCCCGCUUCCAAUACGGCCAAAUACAGUCACCUUAUGAUUGUAUAUAUCCAUUUCCCCAUCGACAUUCCCCCGAGACAUCAGCGCCAUUCCAAAGAGGGCAGCUGGAUACUUUGGGAAGCGGGCAAGCACAGCCUGGUCCUUCAGGAGUCAACAGUGGCAUACAGGGCCCACCUCUGAGCUCUGGUUUCCCCUCAGAUUUCUCUUCCACACAAUUACAGCCACAGACAAUUCCAGGGAACAUUAGAGACUCAAGUGCAGCUCCUUCUUUACCAGGCUCAUUCCAGGGUCAGUCUCCUGGAACUGGAUUUGACACCAGUAGCUUCCCAGCUAGUGGCCGCCCUGAUCCGGGAAGCCAGUUUGGGGGAGGAGGAAGUACCUUCGCCACCAGCCUUCCUGGUGCAUCAAUAGGCGGGCAAAGCCCUCCAUUUGGCGGAGGCGUCGUGGGAGCUGGUAGCAGUGCACCUGGAGUAGAAGGCAGUCAAUUUGGUGGAAGUGGUUUCUUUGGAGGAAGUGGUUCAUUUGGUGGAGAAAGUGGUUCAUUUGGUGGAGGAGGCAGUUCAUUUGGAGGAAAUGGAAGCCCAGUUGGUGGUGGCAUAGGAGCAGGUGCCGGCGGAAUUGGUGGAGAAGGCAGUCAAUUUGGUGGUGGAAGUGGUUUCUUUGGAGGAAGUGAUUCAUUUGGUGGAGGAGGCAGUUCAUUUGGUGGAAAUGGAAGCCCAGUUGGUGGAGACGUAAGUGGUAGUGGCAUAGGAGCAGAUACCGGCGGAAUUGGUGGAGAAGGCAGUCAAUUUGGUGGAGGACCUGGUUCCUUUGGUGGAGGAAGUGGUGUUUCUGGUGGAGACACCAGUCAAUUUGGUGGAGGACCUGGUUCUUUUGGUGGAGGAAGUGGAGUUUCUGGUGGAGACGCCAGUCAAUUUAGUGGAGGAGCUGGUUCCUUUGGUGGAGGAAGUGGAGUUUCUGGUGGAGACACCAGUCAAUUUAGUGGAGGAGCUGGUUCCUUUGGUGGAGGAAGUGGUUUCUUUGGAGGAAGUGGUUCAUUUGGAGGAAAUGGAAGCCCAGUUGGCGGAGACAUAAGUGGUGGUGGCAUAGGAGCAGGUGCCGGCGGAAUAGGUGGAGAAGGCAGUCAAUUUGGUGGAGGACCUGGUUCCUUUGGUGGAGGAAGUGGUUUCUUUGGAGGAAGUGGUUCAUUUGGAGGAAAUGGAAGCCCAGUUGGCGGAGACAUAAGUGGUGGUGGCAUAGGAGCAGGUGCCGGCGGAAUUGGUGGAGAAGGCAGUCAAUUUGGUGGAAGACCUGGUUCCUUUGGUGGAGGAAGUGGUGUUUCUGGUGGAGACACCAGUCAAUUUGGUGGAGGACCUGGUUCUUUUGGUGGAGGAAGUGGAGUUUCUGGUGGAGACACCAGUCAAUUUAGUGGAGGAGCUGGUUCCUUUGGUGGAGGAAGUGGUGUUUCUGGUGGAGACACCGGGUCAUUUGGUGGAAUAAGCAGUUCAUUUGGUGGACAAGGGUCUCCAGACAGUGCUGGAUUUGGUGUUGAUUUACCCUCUGGUAACAACAAGACGCCGUUUGGAGAAAACUCUCUGGGUGAAUCCGAGAACACCUUCCGCCCAGCUUCCUCCCUGGGUGCUUCUCUUGGCUAUGGCAAUGAUGUCAAAAUUCGUGACACACAAGCUGCAACACAGUUGGUGAAGGAGCACAAAAAGGCAGAUGUUAAUGUCAUUUCUUGAGACGUUUCCCACUUUCUUCUUAUCUAGCACAAUUUAUCACCUAAUACUCUGACUUUUUUUGGGUCAUUUCUUGUUAUGCCUUUUAUCAUAGUGAUGUUCUUGUGAGUAAACUAUGCCAUCAAUAUUUAAUAAUUACAGUAUAUUUUUAUGAUUUAGCACAGCGAGAAGAUAUGGAAGCAUUAACUAUACAGUCUAAAUUAUUGCACUGAAAUACCUGCUAGUUUUAUACUCUUUCUUAAGAUGAAAUUUUGCACCAUUUUUCCUUUAAAACUCUACCAAGUUA